AUGCCUCUAGUAACAAAAAGGGAAGGCUGCUGCCUGUACAUCACAAUUCAAGGAUCAAACAUGCUCUCGAGAUCAUCUACAGCUGCUAUUAGAGCCCGUGUGUGUAGACCAGGGGCGGUGAGGUUAAACUCUACUGCGGGCAAACCAUCAAAGAAAUCAGAAAAACCAUUCUACAACACAUUUGCAGAAUUUGUCCGUACUUCGAAAUUAAAUUCAGAAGGUGCUUUUAUUCAUGAAAUUCCAACGGAACAACAAUAUGAGCACUCUGAACUUGCUAAAUAUUUGAAAAAGGUCGACUCGGAAAAGGAAUCUUUGAUUGAUGCCAAACUCAAGGAACUAGCUCAAGAAUCAGGUAUUCCAUUUGAACAAGUGAAAGAAAAGUUUGAAAGAAAGUUGAAGGAGAAACAGGAACUAUUGAAAUCAAGAAAUCAAGAAGUUGUUUCAAAGAUUGAAAACUUUAUGACUCAAUUAUCAUUACCAAUGUCUGGUCCACAGAGUAUUAUUAUUGAUUUGAUCGACACUUUGGGUGAAUCAGUUGAUGAACUUAAUAGCUUCGCUGCAUUUGAGUACAUCUACGAGCUUGAUCCUGAUUUUGCUAAAGCGUUAUCUAAUGUUCUUAGAGUAACUCCAACAGAAGAAAGUGUCAAAGCAAUGUCUGAUGCUUUCAAAGAAGGCCCUAUGUCCAAACUCUCAGAUGAACAAUACAAUGAAUUAAAGCAGCUUUUAGACACUAAGGCAAAGGUUACCAAGUCUACAGAAAAUGAAGCAGAGGUUGCGGAAAAGGAAACAGUAGAAGAAGAGGAGGAGGGCGAAAUUGAUGCAAAUUCCGUCGUUGAAGUUAUUUUUGCCCAUCUGAACAGCUAUGAGAACAUUGCCAACUCUCCAUUACUAAAAGUGAUUGAGUCUAUUGACAGUGAUUUUGCUACAAUGCUCAAGUCUUAUGAAACUAUUGAUCCAUCAGACUCAGAUGCCUUAGAAAACAAAUUUGAAGAAAUCGUAAAGUACUGCUCAAACACGGACUCCUCUAUCUAUAAAGCUUUCGGUGACUCCACAUCCCCUAACUUUACCAGAGUACAAGAAGUUCUUGAAGGUCCAAUCCCAAUUGACCUAGCGGAAAUCUAUGAAGUUUUUGAGUUCUACCCAGAUUAUUUCAAGUCGGAAUUGUAUAAGCAAAUCUCUACAAUUGACCCACAAUUUGCUCAAUUGCUAGAAAAGCUAGAAUCUCUUCCUGAAGGCAAGGAAUUAGAUGAGGUUAAUGAUGAAGUUGACGCUCAUCUAAUCAAUAAAGAAUCCCCAAUUUAUAAGGCUAUGAAUGAUGUUGAAUCCGAAGAUUAUGCAAAAUUGAAGUCAACCUUGGAAUCUGAAUGGAACGUCAUUGAAACUACCGUAACUCCAGACAAGCUUGUCGAAUAUGUGAUUUCUAAUGGCCUAGAAAGUGACGGUUUCAAACUUAUCCAAAAAAUUGAUCCCGGUUUUGCAGAUGUUCUUGCUAAAAUCUAUCAAGAGGAUAACGAAGAAGGUGCUUUGAAGGCAUACACUGCAUUACAAAAUUACCUUGAAAAUGAGAAUGAAAUCAUGGGAGCUCUACAAGACAAGGAUUCCUUAAACUACAAACUUCUAGCAGACUACGUUUUUCCAGAAGCACCGGAAGCUAAUGAACAGGAAGAUGAUGUUGCGGAAAUUGAAACUUCACAAAGAGCAGAUGUUAUCCAGCGCGAUGAAGUUCUUUCUCAGUUGGCAAACGAAGAUAAGUCCAAGCUAACCCCAGAAGUGGUGAAAAUCAAUGAAGCCUAUGAUUUAACUCUUGAAAUUAUGAAAGAGAUUGAGGAUGAAUUAAAGGACAACACUUUCAUUCCUGUUUCUCGUCAAGUUUCUGCAAAGUUGGAUAAAAUGUUAGGAUUUCAACCAUCUGUUGAGCAAGUUACGGCUUCCGAAAACUUAAGAUCGAUUCCUCAACCUAAACAAACCGAUGAAGUGCUAGAGUUGGCAGUCAAUAUCAUAAUGAAAGACGGUAAGAAAGAAAUAGCUAGAAAAAAUUUGAACAGAGCUUUGUAUCUAUUAUUCCUUGAAACCAGAUCCAACCCAGUUGAAAAGCUGAAGGAAGCUUUAGACAUUGUUGCACCUCUUGUUAUUACAAAAACAGUGAAGACUGGUUUUGCCAAGAACUAUACAGUUCCUGUUCCAUUAACACAAAGACAAAGGAAUAGAAUGGCAUUGUUGUGGAUCCUAAAAGCCAGUGAUUCUAAGGCAUCCAAUGAUUUCUCAGUUAGAUUAUGUGAUGAAGUCUUACAUGUUUUGAGUGGUAAAUCUGCUUUAAUGGAAAAGAGAGUCUUGAACCACAAGAUGGCUAUCGCAAACAGAUCCUAUCUUUCAAUUUAA
Pichia kudriavzevii is the source of this 2379-nucleotide messenger RNA. RefSeq lists its product as uncharacterized. The record is from RefSeq and is a predicted model, not a curated record. Gene Ontology annotation, molecular function: structural constituent of ribosome; rRNA binding; mRNA binding. Gene Ontology annotation, cellular component: ribosome. Bases 1 to 2379 code for a protein of 792 amino acids. Lineage: Eukaryota; Fungi; Ascomycota; Pichiomycetes; Pichiales; Pichiaceae. The transcript has a single exon. Gene Ontology annotation, biological process: translation; ribosomal small subunit assembly.